AUGUCUCUAGAGCAGAACCUGCAAUUCCUCACUGUCAACCGGUCAGCGGAGAUAAAGCAGUAUCAGGAGGGCAAUCGGCUAGCCAUGGUGGGGGAGUGGUCACUCGCUCUACCAACUGAUAACAACUCUGAUGACGAUGUCAAAAAGUUCGCAGAAACCCAGAGGGAGGUGUUUGGGCAGGCCAGGGGCGGGUGGUACUUCUGGUCGCUCAAGCUCAACCGCACCGACGACUACCCCAACUGGAGCUUCCGCUCUAGCGUUGCAGCGGGCUGGCUGAAGAAUGCCUCCAGUGGUACUGGCGUGUGGUGA
Molecule: messenger RNA, 309 nt
Organism: Closterium sp. Naga37s-1
Lineage: Eukaryota; Viridiplantae; Streptophyta; Zygnematophyceae; Desmidiales; Closteriaceae
Source: the annotation of a GenBank genome assembly